AAUUUGAUCUUGCAAAAUCGUCUAUUGCAAAAUGGUGCACAGGUAUUUUAAGUCUCAACAAUAGGCUAAAAGCUUCGAUUACUCUCAUUAACUUUUGAUUUUUAUUGGCUAAUAAGUUAUAAAUUUUAAGUCAUGAGUUUUUUGUUUAGAUGUAAUGUCUUUUAUAUCUUUCCUACUUUUUCUUUGUAAUUGGCAACUUAAAUUGAAGCAGGCUAAAAAAGAAUCUCAGAAAUUUAAAUGGAGGAACUGGCUGAUUCGCUUGCCGCCGGAUUCUCCGUAACAAAAUCUGAACCUGGUACUUUUUCAACAGACAAGAACCAUCCGCGAUAUCAACAAUUCAAACCAAAAGGAGAGGUGAAUUCUCAGAAUUUGAGGCGAAAGCGGUUCCUAGAACAACAGAAAGCGAAAAGAUGUGAUGCACAACUACUAGCCAGAAAAAUUGCCGAAGACAACUUGAGUGACAUCGAGCAAGAAGGGGAUGACUUCUCAGAUGGAAGCGAAAUGGAAGAUGAGGUCUCUAAGAGAACCGCGUUCAAAACCUCUGGUUUGUGCAGCUACUCUUCAAGGCCUCGGAAACAGCAUAAAACUCCCAGGCUCAUGCUAUCUGAAUGGCUUGUUGAUGUACCUGAAGAUUUCGAAGCAAGCUGUUAUGUGGUACCUUGUCCGGUUGGUAAACGAAACCUGGUUACUGCAUCUCAGGGAUAUUGCACUGCAUGGACAAAGUUCGGAGUGCGAGCGCAAUAUGAGUUCGAGUCAGCGCUGCCCCAUGGUAACCGCCAUAACACAAACUAUCAGAAAUAUGCUUACACAAUUUUGGAUUGUGUAUACAGUCCACCAGAGAACAAGUAUUACUGCGUUGAUUUACUCUGUUGGAAUGGACAUCCAUUUCUAGAUUGCGAGACGGAGUUCAGGUUUUUCUGGCUGCAAACAAAGUUCCAAGAGAACCCAGAAAUCACCAAGAAAUCCAAAUUCAACCGCUCGCCAUUUGAGAUUCUACCUUAUUUUCCUUGCACAUCGGAGGGAAUUGUAAAUGCUGUCUCCUAUUUUCCACCAGAAAAACUGGAUGGGGUAUGGUUUUUUCACAAGCAGACACAUUAUCAUUUGGGAGUGACUCCUCUUGUAGGCUGGCUCAAACCCCAUAUGGUCCCAGAAGUACUCAACGUACAAGUGCCUCUUCAAUACUCAAAAGAGCAAGCGCAGAUCAACAAGCAAACAACAAAACAGAAGAAAAGAUAUUUCGGAGACGCAGAAAGUGGAGAUAUUGAUAGUUCGAAACAGACUCAAAUUCUGUCUAAAGAGGACAAAUGGGCUAUGCAAUCCAAUGCAAAUCAUGCAAAUAUGACAAAUAGUUUCGCUGCUAGAGCUAAAGUUAAGCCGAAAGAUGAUUUAGACGAAGGAGAAAUAGUUGAAGACGACGAAGAUCCGUUUGAAACUCCUGGAAGUGUUCGAAUGCAGAUGAGUAGUGAUGUCGCUGGAAGUAGUAGUCAAGAUUAUGACCAGAUGAUGUCUAGUUAUAUAGCCAGCUCGGAGAGUGAGCAAGUAACAGACUUUAACAUGAACUCGAGAGCGAAAAGUGAUUUUUCUAGUGACUGGUAAUUUGUCUAGUUGCUGAUAGUUGAAUAUGCUUUUUUUUGCUACUGUCUGUACUUUGAAUCAAAUAAAAGUUUUCACAAA
Symsagittifera roscoffensis is the source of this 1674-nucleotide messenger RNA. RefSeq names its product snurportin-1-like. The transcript has 9 exons. Bases 238 to 1596 code for a protein of 452 amino acids. Gene Ontology annotation, molecular function: protein binding. Gene Ontology annotation, cellular component: nucleus; cytoplasm. The record is from RefSeq and is a predicted model, not a curated record. NCBI's taxonomy places the organism in Eukaryota, Metazoa, Xenacoelomorpha, Acoela, Convolutidae. Gene Ontology annotation, biological process: snRNA import into nucleus.